AUGCUUUUUCAAAAUGCUAAUCAGAAACAUGAACAAAAUGUAUCUUGUAUUCUAAAUUCUGAAGAUGUUUCUGCAGUUGUGGAUAAUACACCAGUCUCAACAAUAUCACCAUAUAAUUGUACUGAACCUCAAACAUUUUUAACUGUCAAUGAUCAAUGUGAUACAAACAUGAACUACAAUGAUAAUAUUGAUAAUGAAACUUUAAAAAUUAAACUGCAAAAAUGGGUUGCUGAAUUCCAUGUUUCACACAACUGUUUGAAUUCUCUUCUAACAAUUUUGCGGUCUGAAAAUCUGAAUCUUCCAAAAGACGCCAGGACAUUAUUAAAAACCCCAAAAGCUAAUUUCCAUACUAUUAUUAAUGUACCUCCAGGAGAUUACAUUCAUAUUGGUGUUGAGUAUAUGUUAUGUAAAACUUUAUCUGAGCAUAUUGAUUGUUUUGAUGACAAUAUUAUAAUAGAGUUAGGAAUUAAUGUUGACGGGGUCCCACUAUCAGCCAGCUCUAAGUCAAGCUUUUGGCCUAUUCUUAUUUCCAUUGUAAAUAUAUCUCAUUUGUCAAAAUAUGUUCUUCCAGUUGGGAUAUAUCAUGGAAAAUUUAAGAAACCUUGUUCAAGUUUUGAUCUUAUGAAUUCUUUCAUUACUGAAAUUAAAGAAAUUCUAUUAAAUAGAAUAUCUGUUAAAAAUAAAGUUUUAAAAUUUAAAAUUACUCAGGUAGUAUGUGAUGCACCGGCCAAAGCAUUUGUGCUCAAUGUUAAAGGCCAUAAUGCGUAUCAUGGUUGCAAUUCUUGUAUAGUGGAAGGUAGUUUUGUUAAUAAUCGUAUGGCAUAUUUAGAUAUGAAUGCCAGUUUAAGAUCAGAUAAAUCUUUUCGUACUAAAGAAGAUGAAUUUUAUCAUAAAGACUCUAGUCCAUUGGAAGAUUUACCAAUUGAUAUGAUAAAAACAGUGGUUAUAGAAUAUAUGCAUAAUAUAUGUUUAGGGGUAACAAAAAGAUUGAUAACUUUUUGGACAAAGGGGAAAAAACCUGUUAGAUUUUUAAAGCCCGAAGAAGUUUCAGAAGAGUUAAAUAGCCUAAAACCUUUUAUGCCUUCGGAAUUUACAAGGCUGCAUAGAUCUCUAGAAGAAGUUGAAUACUGGAAAGCAACAGAAUUUAGGGCUUUUGUUCUGUAUACUGGGCCAGUUGUUCUUAGAGGUCGAUUAAAAAAAUCUCUUUAUAACCAUUUCAUGCUCUUACAUUGUGCUACCAGACUUCUAAUAUGUCCUGAAACAUGUCAUACUCAUAAUUUUCUAGCUAAAACUUUAUUAAAUAAAUUUGUUCAUGACUUUUCUUAUUUAUACGGUGAAGAAUAUGUGGGUUAUAAUGUUCACAAUUUAAUUCAUGUACCUGACUUUGUUUUGAUCCAUGGUGCCUUAGAUGCAUUUAGUGCAUUUAAAUAUGAAAAUUAUUUACAAUUUAUUAAAAAAAGUUGUAAAAAUUCUAGGUAUCCCCUCCAAGAUACUUACAACCGUAUAAUAGAACAAGUAAAUAUUCAAACAAAAUGCAAUCCUUUAAAAUACCCAAUUCUGAAAAAUGAAAUUAAUUUUGGUGACUCUAUUAAUGAAAAUGAAUAUGAAAAAGUAAUUCUUAAAAAUUUUGUAGUAAGUUCAAAAAGUAUUCGAGACAAAUAUUUUAUUUUAAAAAAUAAUGACAUAGUUGAAGUCAACAAAAUUGUUAAACUUUUAACUGGGCAAAUACAUCUUAUUGUGACUCCAUUAAAUUAUUGCAUCAUGUAUCAAGAUCCCAUUUCAUCUUGUUUAAUUAAAUCAUUUUAUAUUGACAAUAAUAAUGAUAAUUGUUCUAAAUCAAUUGGCUUAGACUGUUUAAAAAGUAAAUGUUUAUAUAUACCAACUGGCAGCAAAUCUAUUGCUAUUGCUUUACUUCAUGAAGUAUAA
Macrosiphum euphorbiae (potato aphid) is the source of this 1926-nucleotide messenger RNA. The record is from the annotation of a GenBank genome assembly. Lineage: Eukaryota; Metazoa; Arthropoda; Insecta; Hemiptera; Aphididae.